UCCAAGGAAGUCAUAACCCAAUCGUCCCUCAGCCUGCUGAGAUCAGAAAACACGUGGGACCAUGAGAGUCUUGAUUGGAGUCCUGUUGGUAGCCUUCGUGGCUGCAGAGCAGAAACGUUCAGCUGACCCUGGAAUUGGUUAUGGGGGACUUGGAGGACUUGGAGGGAUUGGACUCCUUGGAGGGUUAGGAGGUCUCGGCCAUGGCUUAGGACUCAAUGGAGGAUAUGGUGGUGGGUAUGGUGGUUAUGGUGGUCUCCUGAGCGCUAGUAAUUAUGCUAACGGAUACAGCCACUCCACUGGAUACAACCAUGGAAACUACAUUGGAAACCAAUAUGGAGGUCUGGGUGGGAUCUCACAUGGUCACCUUAACAAACACUUGCUCGGCAAACGAAGUGCUGAUCCCGAGCCAGGAUUAGCACUUGGAGGACUUGGAGGACUGGGAUAUGGGGGCCUAGGACUUGGUGGGUUAGGACUUAACGGCGGAUACGGUGGUGGAUACGGAGGCUAUGGUGGUCUCUUGAGUGCUGGAAACUACGCCAACGGAUACAGCCACUCCACUGGAUACAACCAUGGAAACCACAUUCUAAACGGAUAUGGAGGAGCAGGAGGACUGUCACAUGGUCAUCUUAACAAGCACUUGCUCGGCAAACGAAGCGCUGAUCCCGAACCAGGUUUAGCCCUUGGAGGACUUGGUGGACUAGGCUAUGGAGGAGGGCUUGCUGGACUUGGUGGACUGGGUUAUGGAGGUCUUGGACUUGGAGGGCUUGGAUAUGGAGGCCUUGGAUAUGGUGGACUUGGUUAUGGAGGCCUUGGACUUGGCGGACUUGGAUAUGGAGGCCUUGGGCAUGGUGGACUUGGCUAUGGAGGCCUUGGACUUGGUGGACUUGGAGCUUAUGGUGGCUAAUGUGAUCUCUUGUACGCCAGUAAGUUAUCCACAUGGAUACAGUCGCUUCAAUGAAUGCAUCCAUAUUGGAAAUUCACAUAAAGUAUUGAGUGGACUGUCACAAUGGCACGCUAACUUCGUAGGAAAGUAAAUUGCUACUUUUUAGAUUGCAAAGAAAAUAAAAUUGGUUUUCCAGUAAAAUGCAUCUUUUUGGAACGUGCUGUUAUGAUAAGCCUGCUUUGGAAUGACGGAAAAACGAGUCCAGACUAUUGAGAUAUAUUUUUUUGUAAAUACUUUAAUCUCGUACGGUUCCUAUCCUUGUAAAAUGCAUUUUUUAUAAAAAAAAAUAAAUGUUUUAAUCUAA
Macrobrachium nipponense is the source of this 1247-nucleotide messenger RNA. RefSeq names its product acanthoscurrin-1-like. The record is from RefSeq and is a predicted model, not a curated record. Bases 62 to 904 code for a protein of 280 amino acids. The transcript has 2 exons. NCBI's taxonomy places the organism in Eukaryota, Metazoa, Arthropoda, Malacostraca, Decapoda, Palaemonidae.